Messenger RNA from Chenopodium quinoa (quinoa), 1868 nucleotides. Its product is annotated as ammonium transporter 3 member 1. Gene Ontology annotation, molecular function: ammonium channel activity. Gene Ontology annotation, biological process: ammonium transmembrane transport. NCBI's taxonomy places the organism in Eukaryota, Viridiplantae, Streptophyta, Magnoliopsida, Caryophyllales, Amaranthaceae. The transcript is spliced from 3 exons. Gene Ontology annotation, cellular component: plasma membrane. The record is from RefSeq and is a predicted model, not a curated record. Bases 111 to 1571 code for a protein of 486 amino acids.
UAUAUACGUUAUUAAUAAGCUAGAUUCACAUCAAAUUCCCUCUUCUCAUAUGAUACCUCCCAAACUCUUGGGUCUUUGAAAAGCCAACUUUGUUUCAUCUUUACAAAGUCAUGGUAGACAACACAACCAUAGUCCCAAUAGCAUACAUUAACAACUCAACCUCGGUACCACCAUGGCUGAACAAAGGCGACAACGCAUGGCAAAUGAUCGCGGCCACCCUAGUCGGUCUCCAAAGCGUACCGGGCCUAGUAAUCCUCUACGGAAGCAUAGUAAAAAAGAAAUGGGCAGUCAACUCCGCCUUCAUGGCACUCUACGCCUUUGCAGCCGUAAUAAUAUGUUGGGUCACAUGGGCAUACAAGAUGUCCUUUGGUAAACAACUUCUUCCAUUUUGGGGUACAGCCGGUCCUGCUCUAGGGCAGGACUUCCUCCUAAGCCAAUCCGAAAUACCGGAAUCAGUCCAUCGGAAUCAUAAGCUCCUCAAGCAGAUGUAUCCGAUGGCGGCCAUGGUGUGGUACCAAGGGAUGUUUGCAGCUAUCACUAUGAUAUUGCUAGCAGGGUCAUUAUUGGGUCGGAUGAAUAUAAGGGCGUGGAUGAUGUUUGUGCCGCUUUGGUUGACGUUUUCGUAUACGGUGGGUGCGUUCAGCUUGUGGGGUGGAGGGUUCUUGUUUCGUUGGGGUGUAUUGGAUUACUCCGGUGGUUAUGUUAUCCAUGUUUCUUCUGGUAUUGCUGGCUUGACUGCUGCUUAUUGGGUGGGUCCAAGAUUGAAGAAAGAUAGAGAAAGGUUUCCUCCAAACAACGUAUUAUUGAUGUUGGCAGGUGCAGGAUUACUAUGGUUAGGAUGGUCAGGUUUUAAUGGUGGAGGCACAUUUAGUGCUAACAUUGAAUCUUCCUUGGCUAUCAUUAACACCAAUGUUUGUGCUGCCACUAGCUUGCUCAUGUGGACGUUACUUGAUGUCCUCUAUUUCAAAAAACCUUCCGUUAUCGGAGCUGUUCAAGGCAUGAUGACUGGCCUCGUCUGCAUUACUCCUGGUGCUGGUCUUGUCCAAGGAUGGUCAGCAAUUGUGAUGGGCAUAUUAUCAGGAAGCAUACCAUGGUUCACAAUGAUGAUUGUCCACAAAAAAUGGAAACCAAUGCAAGCCAUCGACGACACACUAGGAGUUUUCCACACACACGCGGUGGCUGGACUCCUAGGAGGUGUACUCACCGGCAUCUUUGCCAACCCUAGACUAACAAGGGUGUUCUUAGGUGAGGAAGGCGUCUCCAAAGACAAACGAGGCGCAAUCUAUGGUGGUGGAGGAGGAGGAACCCAAGUACUUAUGCAAAUAGUAGGAGGGUUAUUUGUCAUAGGGUGGAACCUUGUGUCAACUUCUAUAAUUUGUGUGUUAAUUAGAUUGGUAAUUCCACUAAGAAUGUCCGAAGAAGAGUUGUUGAUAGGAGAUGAUGCCGCGCAUGGUGAAGAGGCGUAUGCAUUGUGGGGUGAUGGGGAGAAGUAUGACUCUACGGUGCAUGCUCGUCAACUUGAUGAUUAUGUGCCUAACACUAGGUCUAUUGGUGCUACUCAAGUUGUAUAAUAUAAGCUAAGCUACUAUAAUAUUAGACGGACCAGGGAGUGGCCUGCAGCCCAGGCCACGACCCGCCCCAUGAUUCAAAAAUUGUAUAAUACAAUUAAGUUGCAACAAUAUUUGUUAGAGACAAUUUGGCUGAGUUGGUUGCAUCAUUGUCUAUGUCUUGUUUGGGACUUGAUGAGACCAAAAUCUAAAUUUUAGAUUUGAGUUGGAGUGUAACAUAACUGAGCUUGGGUAACAUGUUAGAUUUCAAAUGUGCGAUGUGUGCUUCAAUUCAAAUUUGAUGAUAACCCUAAUUUAUUC